GCAUCCAGUCGGGAGGCAUAGUCAAGAUGCGAAAGUCCAACAAUCUCCUUGGUCCAUCGUCGCUGGACCCUCUCAAGCAUGUCAGUAUCACCUACAUACCCUAUGUGCCAUACAACUGAACAAAAUUCCUGCACAGGACGGAUCGAUAUGAGAGGUGAGAAGAGAUUUCAUAAACUCAGGCUCACGGUUAACUGUGCUCUUAAGUAAAUUCGACGAAAUUCCUGCAGCUUUAUUUGCAAGAGAGCGUAUGUGGAGAUGAAACUUCAAUGAAGUAUCAACUUGAACCCCUAAAUCUGAUGCAGACUGCACAAACUGUAAAGGAUUUCCUCUAAUAUAGUAGCCGGAGUACGGGCCAAGAUUUGGAGCAGAUCCUCGGCAGAACCUAAGAACACGGGUCUUGUCCGAGUUGAGCCUGAGCCCCACGAUUCCGCACGUGACACCAGUAGGUCUACAUCUCUCUGCACAGAAGCAAGAUCUAACAUUGUAAGAGAAGGCGUAGUCUUAUUUAUCUUUUGGUAUAUUUUCAGAUCAUCAGCGAAAAUUUUGUAUUUACAGGUCAGAUCGUGAGCCACAAAGUUAAUAUAAAUGAGAAAAAGGGUUGGUCCAAGGACAGACCCUUGGGGAACUCCACUAGUUACAUGCGUAGAAUCACUCUCAGAACCCCCAACCACAACCUCAAUAUUCUACCGUUCAGAAAUCCGUGUAUCCAAGAGAGUAAGGGAUCCCCUAUACCGAUGUGGGAGAGCUUACUGAUCAUAAUGUUAUGAUUUACUAAAGUCAAAUAGUAUAAGGUCGACCAUAUGCCCCUGAUCAAGCCAGCAGGUGGCGUCAUCAUAUGUUAGAAGGAGCUGAUCAUCAACUGAGUGAGCCUUACGUACGGAAGCCAAACUGAUUAGAAUCUAAUAAGUUAUUAUUCACGAGAAAAGAUGCCUUGGGUACCUGGCUAUACAGUAACCAGCAGAUAACAUUAUUUCGUCUGAUGUGGAAAUAUAUUUACAAUUUGUAUCGUUUGUGGUCCAAUGUAGCGUGUUUGAGGGUCGUGCGUGUAGCGGAAAGUUCCAGUUGGCAACACUGCCAGGUGACAACAACAGCACGCGCCGAGGCCCGAGCAGCAUCCCUUCUGGCCCUGCCCAACCAGCCCCCUAAAACACCCCAGAAGAAGAAGACGACGCAGGCUCCACACCCACGGGCCAGCGCUGGGGACCUGCUGGCCAGCGACACCCUCAGCCCCAACACUGCCAGGACAACACCUCCACCACCGCCGCCGGGAAGUCUUAACCUUCUCAUGCAGCAGAAGUAGAGCUCUCACGGGCACGUCCACCCUCGACCACGACCAUGGACCCUAGGCCCUAGGAGGAAAAGACAACAAGGAAAGAACGAGGACAACAACAACACACUCAGCUUCCGCAAAGGUUGGGGCCGCCUCACCUGCAGGGCUGGACAGCAGCAUGAGUGGCCAGGACAAGCAGGAGCAGACUGCUGCAGGGGGCAGGAGGAAGGACAAGCAGGACCCGGACGGUGACAUCAUUAUGAGGCUUGAGUACGGUCUCCUGAACUCCUCGUCCCUGGAGCUGAUUGAGCAACCCAUCACCGACCCGUACGCUCUCAACAGCGCGGAGACGGUGGUGAACAUAGCCAAGGGGUGCGAGGAGGAGGCUUGCAAAGUGGACAUGCAGACCGAGGUGGCGUUCCUGGAUGGCAAUAACAGUUCGGUCGUCAUAGGCAAGAUCAACCGGCUUGAGGUGACAGCAAGCAACAAGGGGGAACACGUGUACCUCCCCAGCCUAAUGGUGAGCCUGGCGCCGCCCCUCGUGGUCUUCCAGCCUCCUCACCAGUUCAUCUUCCACUCCUCCGAGCUUGUGUAUAACUUGACCAACCAGUGAUGAGAGCGUGUGAAGCAGUUUGCCAACCUGGUCCUGGCCCUCAUGAUGCUGUUCGCCAGGUACAAUCACUGGAUGGUGGGCGACAAGUUUGAGAGACUCGCCCCCUCACUGGUGUUCUUCAUGCUAACCUGCUGGCUCAUCGCUGAGUACCAAAUCCACCGGAAGGAGAAGAUGGACAAGGCGGCGGCAGCGGCCAAGAAGUCACCCGCCGCAGCCGCCGAAGGGAAGGACGGAGGAACAGCCCCCAACUCCAUCGCUGGCGGCUCCACAUCUACUCUCGUCUCCUCCUCCUCCUCCUCCUCCUCGCCCUCCUCCUCCUCCUCCUCCUCCUCCUCCUCCUCCUCCUCUCAACAUGGACGGUCGAAGGAGGAUGUUUAGUGUGGUGUUUGAUUGGGGUUUGUGGUUCAGUGUUUUUAUUUUCAUUUGUGUGUGUGUGUGUGUGUGUGUGUGUGUGUGUGUGUGUGCUACCCUGUUUGUAUAAGUAACCUCAAUUCACUGGUAUGUCGUAUGUUACUUUGAUCUGUACGUAUAGAGAAGAUUAUGUCGUUUAAACUAGCAAAAUAUACCGUAUUGUACGGCUUACAAGACACUGCGUCUUGGAAGACGCACCCUAAUAUUGGAGAGAAAUUUUGAGAAAAAAAAAAUGAAGUCAUUCUCACACAAGAACAGCCCCCAACUCCAUCGCUGGCGGCUCCACGUCUACUCUCGUCUCCUCCUCCUCCUCCUCCUCCUCUCUCAACAUGGACGGUCGAAAAAGGAUGUUUAGUGUGGAGGUGUUUGAUUGGGGUAUGUGGGUUGGUGUUUAUAAUUUCAUUUGUGUGUGUGUGUGUGUGUGUGUGUGUGUGUGUGUGUGUGUGUGUGUGUGUGUGUGUGUGUGUGUGUGUG
Molecule: messenger RNA, 2768 nt
Organism: Eriocheir sinensis (Chinese mitten crab)
Lineage: Eukaryota; Metazoa; Arthropoda; Malacostraca; Decapoda; Varunidae
Exons: 7
Coding region: 1449-1883 (144 amino acids)
Source: RefSeq, a predicted model, not a curated record